AUGGCGAACGGUCGAAUGUCCAUGUACUCUCUGGCCUCCGAGGGCCUUGGAGGUCCUCGUGCUGGACAACAACCUUCCCAGUUUUCCACCACGACCCUUCUCAACGCCAUCCACAACAUCUACCUGUCGUCCCAACCCUUCAAAUUAGACGCUGGCACGAGUCUUGUCGUUAACACAUGGCUUACCGCAUCCCAGACUGGACCCGAUGGAACAACAGGAGGCACCAUAGAUGCUGCCCUCGGCGCGAGAGCAUGGGAACAUGCCCGCCGCCGUGCUGAAGAUGGUUGCAUUGUCCUCGGUUCUCUUCACACAUCGAGCCCUUCUAUCCUGACACCAUUUCUCUCGUCUCUCCCGCUGUCGCUCCCGUCAUCUCUCUUCAAGUCAUUGGAGGCCAUCCAGCCCUUCUUGAGAUGCUCCACGCCUUACAACCCCUCCACGCCCCGUCAGUCUGCUCUUGGUGUCACCCUCACCCUGAAUCUGACCGGUAACCUUCAUGGGGCUUCCAUUGCCUUGUCUCAGGCUGGCAUCGACACCACCAAGGGCCUCUUGAACAUUCCUGCUGAGGCUGGCUAUCGCGCUUUUGAUGUCUUCUACUACCUCCUGACCUCGGCGUCGACCCCCGCAGAGAGGGAGUUCCUCGGCCUCAAGUCCGCCUCCAGCUACGCUUUGCUUGCAAAAUCCGGCACUUACGACCCGCCAUCAUACCUUCCAACAGCUGAUGAUGCGGCUGCCGCCGACGACUUUCGAUCCGCCCUAAAGGACAUCGGUAUCAAGGGAUCUGCCCAUCGUAACCUCAUCUCUACCCUCGCUGGCCUGUUGAAGCUCGGCGACACGCUGGACUACAACCUCGAUGAGGAUGUUUUCGAUGAGAUUUGCGAGGAUGUGAGCGGCCUGCUUGGAAUGGAUCCUGAGACUAUUGCUACUCAGUGCAAAACCGAGGACCGAGUGACGUUGGUUGGCGGUCUGUACGAGGCUCUGGUUGACUGGGUCAUCACCAAGGCCAACGAGGCUAUCUCUGCUCAGAUGGCCCGCGUUAGGGACGGUACCGAGUCGAUUGGUGGAGGAGGUGCUCGCACGCCUACUUCCAACGGCGACGGCGACACUGUCUGCAUCACCAUUCUGGACGUCCCCGACCCAAACCUUGGCAAGGCGCUGGCCAUGCGGGGCGUGUUUGAUGACACUAUGGGGAUCAACUCGGAGAUGAUUGCAGACGGCGUCGAGGUUUCCGCCGCUGGCAGCACCGUUAUGCGGGAGAUGCAGACUGCUAUUAGUGAAGUAGGCCCAGAGCUCGGCAUCAUGACUGGUACGAUUGGCAAGGACCGUCAGCACGCACUCGAGAAGCGAGAGGAGGUCCUUGAGAAGAUUGCUCACUCCGCUGACGAAGACGCUUUCCUCAAGAAGCUACUCUUCCCGGUCGCUGGUCACGGCAUCAAUUUGGGACGUGCUGGCCGCCUCGACAUCGCGUCUCUACUGAGCUCUAGCCGUGUGUGGUAUCAUCUCUCCAUUCACCCUACUGACGACUCACCGGCGAGCCUGGCGGCUCUUCCCUCCAUCAACUCUGCCUGGUCUGCUGGCACGGUUUCUCGCCAGCUCCGUUCGUGGCGGUUGCCCGAGUGGGCCAACAGACGCAAUAAGAACCUCGACUUCACUGCUGACUUCGAUAUUGACGAGUUCGUGCAACGCUACUACGCCCUCGGCUGCAAGGAUGGUCGCGAAGGCAUCGAGACGUGGAUUCUCGAGCGUGGCUGGACCAACGGCGAAGUCGUGGUCGGUAAGGAGCGCGUCUGGGUGCGUGAGAGCGCCUGGUGGGAGGCCGAGAGUAUGCUUGAUAUGAAGCCUUUGGAUAACAACCUACCUGGCAUGGGCAACGUCCUGGCCGUCAACAAUCUUGAGUCCGGCUACUCAGCAAAUGGCAGUGGCUACUUCCCAACGCCCAUGCUGGACGCAACCCCCAACGGCAGCCGGGACCACCUCAUCGCCCAUCAGCGUAACUUCAGCCAGGGCAACCUGUCACAACACACGCUCGCCCAGAAUGCCGCCAUGCGCGCCCCGUCCGUUGCUCCUUCCGGCAUGCGCAACGUCCAGAACGGAGACUAUGGUCUCGGCACCAAGGGUGACACCUUCAAGGGCCAGGUCUUCUACAACAACGAGGGCGAGUUCGUCGGCCAGAUGGACCCCGAGAUGGCCGAUGGCAAGCACGUCGAGGAGAAGACAAUGGAUAAGGACCGUCGCAUAUGGGUUGCCAUCGUUUGGUUCUGGACCUUCUGGAUCCCUUCUCCAUUGCUCAGCUUCAUCGGCCGCAUGAAGCGCCCCGAUGUCCGCAUGGCGUGGCGUGAGAAGCUCACUCUCGUCUGGUUCAUCGUGCUCAUUAACGCUCUUAUUGUUUUUUGGAUCAUCGCUUUUGGCAGGCUCUUAUGUCCCAAUUUCGACAAGGCCUGGAGUUCAAAGGAAGUAGGCUACCACACUGGCGAGACCGAUUUCUAUGUCAGCUUCCGAGGUGGUGUGUACGAUAUCUCCAAGUUCUGGAAGACCCAGCACUCCGACACUGCCAUUGAGACAACCAAGGACAACAUGCUCCCGUUUGCUGGACUGAACAUGGACGACUAUUUCCCGCCUCCUUUGCCCCUGGUGUGCCCCGGUCUCGGUAUCGCCUCGACUACUACGCUCCAGUACAACAACACUCCGGAGUACACAAUUGGUAUUCAUAAGUCUGGCGCACUGGCAGAUGACCGUACCAGUGCUCUGGGAGCCACCGAUUGGUACAGCAAGAAGCUGUUGCCCCGUAUGGAGCAGUUCUAUAAGGGCGACCUCGUCUGGGACAAGAGCAAGAUCGAGUCUGAUGGCCAAGACAAUAGCCACAUGUGGGUCAUUUACGACGGCGGCGUAUACGAUCUGACCAACUACUUCAAGACUUUGGACGUAUUUGAUAACUUCGACACGUACAAGUUCCUCAACACGAAGAUCGUAAGCGCCGUCGAGAACAAUCCUGGCGAGGAUGUUACCGACAAUUGGAACGAGAUUGCCAAGAGCGCAGCUAGCAACUCAACCGAGAACGCAUCUGUCCAGAACAGUCUGAACUGUAUCAAGAAUCUCUUCUACGUGGGCAUUCCAGACUUCCGCUACUCUGCCAGGUGUCAGACCAACAACUACAUCAUGCUGGCAAUGACCAUCAUUCUCUGCGCCGUCAUUCUCAUCAAGUUCUUGGCCGCUUUGCAAUUCGGCUCUAAGCGUCGCCCUGCACCUCAAGAUAAGUUUGUUAUCUGCCAGGUACCUGCCUACACCGAAGGCGAAGACUCGUUGCGGAAAGCACUUGAUUCCCUCACCGCGCUGCAAUACGACAACAAGCGGAAGCUCAUUUGCGUCAUUUGCGAUGGCAUCAUCGUCGGUGCUGGCAACGACCGUCCCACGCCCAAGAUUGUCCUGGAUAUCCUCGGCGUCGAUCCCAAGGUUGACCCUCCCGCGCUGCCCUUCAAGUCCGUCGGUACAGGCAGCGAGCAGCUGAACUACGGCAAGGUUUACUCUGGGUUGUACGAGUUUGAGGGCAACGUUGUCCCUUACCUCGUUAUCGUCAAGUGCGGAAAGGAGUCGGAACAGACCAAGUCCAAGCCCGGUAACAGAGGCAAGCGUGACUCCCAAAUUCUCCUCAUGAGCUUCCUCAACCGCGUCCACCACCGAGCCCCCAUGAGCCCACUUGAACUGGAAAUGUUCCACCAAAUUAACAACAUUAUUGGCGUCGACCCCGAAUUGUAUGAAUAUUUGAUGAUGGUCGACGCCGACACGUGUGUCCGGGAAGACUCGCUCAACAGACUAGUCUCAGCAUGCGCCAACGAUGCUAAGAUUGCCGGUAUCUGCGGUGAGACGGGCCUGCAAAACGACGACAAGUCCUGGUGGACCAUGAUCCAAGUUUACGAGUACUUCAUUUCCCACAACUUGGCUAAGGCUUUCGAGUCUCUCUUUGGCAGCGUCACCUGUUUGCCCGGAUGGUAA
Colletotrichum spaethianum is the source of this 3987-nucleotide messenger RNA. RefSeq names its product chitin synthase 6. Gene Ontology annotation, cellular component: cell septum; myosin complex; cell periphery. Bases 1 to 3987 code for a protein of 1328 amino acids. Gene Ontology annotation, molecular function: chitin synthase activity; ATP binding; cytoskeletal motor activity. NCBI's taxonomy places the organism in Eukaryota, Fungi, Ascomycota, Sordariomycetes, Glomerellales, Glomerellaceae. The transcript is spliced from 2 exons. The record is from RefSeq and is a predicted model, not a curated record.